AUGACUAUUGCGGAGGAAAGAAGGUUAUUACAACUGAAUGAGCGUGAUGAGCUUAGACUCCUCGCCUAUGAAAACGCCAAUCUUUACAAAGAGAAGACCAAAAGAUGGCAUGACAAGCAAAUUCAAGUUAGGGAAUUUGAACUCAAACAACUUGUGUUGUUUAACUCAUGGCUUAAGUUAUUUCUGGGUAAAUUAAGAUUGAAAUGGAAAUUACAAGUUAAAAAUAAGGAGAAUACCACAUUUGAGGAAAGCAAUCAAGUUUGCAAAAUGAUAUGUGUAAGUGGGGAUUUUCUCAGGCAUUUAUUAUAUGGUCAGCGAUCUUCAGCUCAUUGGACUAGGCAUCGUGUUACAGGUUUGCUUUCUUCCUUCCCCUAUGCUCAGAUGAACAAUGAAGCAAGAAUGUAG
Molecule: messenger RNA, 405 nt
Organism: Capsicum annuum
Lineage: Eukaryota; Viridiplantae; Streptophyta; Magnoliopsida; Solanales; Solanaceae
Exons: 3
Coding region: 1-405 (134 amino acids)
Source: RefSeq, a predicted model, not a curated record